CCUAACAGGAGGGGGUGAGGGGCAGUUUCAAGGCGGCCCCUUAGUUUUGACUGGAGACAAGGAUCCGGUCCCGGGACAGAGGGUACCUUGAAACGGAUUGUUCAGAAGUGACUGGGGAAGCGGAGCACAAAGAGAAAGUGAUCCGAAUCAGAACCGGAGGAAGCAGAGCUGCGGUACCCGGCUCUAAGGCACCCGGAUCGUAGCUGCUUGUUGCAAAGGUGGAGAUACAUGUUUCACGGCUGAAUGGGAAGGCGGUAACUCGUGGCAGAGAUCAGAAAAGUAAGGACGUAGCCCGGGGCCAGCAGCUCCAAGAAGGGAGGUGAUACAGAGUACACAGUAUUGCUGCGGUGCUGAGCACAGGGGGACUAAGCUGCGUGAUCUCGAGAAACAUCCGAAGAGUGGACGGAAUCGAGGAAACUCCAUCGACAACUGGCUUAAAGCAGACAGACCUCUCGUGAGAGCUGCAAAGCCUCAGACUCCACUGGUGGAUCAAGGCUAGUCUAUUGACUGCAUCCCACAGAACAGGUGAUUACGUACAACACUUUUCCACUGUCUCAACCAUGCAGGGUGUGCGGACAGCCACCCUUUUCCAAUUCCUGUGCUCAUUGCUUGCCAUAUGCAUACUGGCCACUGCCCAACUCCAUGGUGAAAAAGGUAUCUCCGUGCCAGAGCAUGGCUUCUGUCAGCCUAUCUCCAUUCCUCUGUGUACAGACAUUGCCUAUAACCAGACCAUAAUGCCCAACCUUUUAGGACACACCAACCAGGAGGAUGCUGGCCUGGAGGUCCACCAGUUCUACCCAUUAGUAAAGGUCCAGUGUUCUUCAGAACUGCGUUUCUUUCUAUGUUCAAUGUAUGCCCCAGUAUGCACAGUGUUGGAGCAAGCCAUCCCUCCCUGCCGAUCUAUUUGUGAGCGUGCAAGGCAUGGGUGUGAGGCCCUCAUGAAUAAGUUUGGCUUCCAAUGGCCAGAGAGGUUAAGAUGUGAGAACUUUCCUCGUCACGGUGCAGAGCAGAUUUGUGUUGGGCAGAACCACUCAGAAGAUGCCGGUCCAAUAACUACUAGACCACCACAACAUGGCACCCCUGAGCCAGCAAUCUAUGCCACACCUGAUCGUCCCUUCCACUGUCCUCGGGUGCUGAAGGUACCCUCUUACCUGAACUACCGUUUUUUAGGAGAGAAGGACUGUGCUGCUCCAUGUGAACCUUCUAAGAAUGAUGGUUUUAUGUUCUUCAGUCAAGAAGAAAUCCGUUUUGCUCGUGUUUGGAUUCUGAUUUGGUCUGUACUUUGCUGUGCCUCAACCUUCUUCACAGUGACUACUUAUUUGGUUGACAUGCAGAGGUUUCGUUAUCCUGAAAGACCCAUCAUUUUCUUGUCUGGAUGCUAUACCAUGGUGUCAGUGGCCUACAUUGCAGGCUUUGUGCUUGGAGAUAAAGUUGUUUGCAAUGAGGGAUUCUCAGAGGAUGGAUAUAAAACUGUUGUGCAGGGUACCAAGAAGGAAGGUUGCACUAUCCUUUUCAUGAUGCUUUACUUCUUCAGUAUGGCAAGCUCCAUCUGGUGGGUCAUUCUAUCUUUGACAUGGUUUCUGGCUGCUGGCAUGAAGUGGGGACAUGAGGCAAUAGAAGCAAACUCCCAGUACUUCCAUCUGGCAGCAUGGGCAGUGCCAGCUGUGAAGACCAUUACCAUCCUGGCCAUGGGACAGAUCGAUGGAGAUCUCCUCAGUGGAGUUUGCUUUGUGGGACUAAAUAGUAUUGAUCCACUAAGGGGCUUUGUGCUGGCCCCUCUCUUUGUCUACCUCUUCAUUGGAACCUCAUUUCUCCUUGCUGGUUUUGUAUCCCUCUUCAGAAUUAGGACCAUCAUGAAGCAUGAUGGUACAAAGACAGAAAAGCUGGAGCGACUGAUGGUGCGGAUUGGUGUCUUCAGUGUUCUGUAUACUGUACCUGCAACAAUUGUCAUUGCUUGUUACUUCUACGAGCAGGCCUUCAGAGAGCACUGGGAACGUAGCUGGGUGAGCCAGAAUUGCAAGAGCCUAGCUAUACCAUGCCCUCUGCAAUACACCCCUCGCAUGACGCCAGACUUUACAGUCUACAUGAUUAAGUAUCUAAUGACCCUCAUUGUUGGCAUCACUUCAGGUUUCUGGAUAUGGUCAGGCAAAACCCUUCACUCAUGGAGGAAGUUUUACACCAGGCUUACCAACAGCAAACAUGGAGAAACAACUGUGUGAGGACUGAGAGACUCUUGAUGGGCCCUGUAAUCAAACUUAGACUAUAUAUUCUCCAGACUGUUUUUAAUUUUUAAUUUUAUUUUUUAACCCACCAGUUCUUUGUCAUUCUAUGCUGUCUGUGUAGCUCUCCAUAUGAUCCCUUCAGGCACAUCUUUCUGGAGUUGUAAUUAAGACUGUAAAUAGAAUUUUUGUAAAUUAUAUAUUUCUAUUUAAAAUAUGGGGUUAAAAAAUUGAAGAGACACAGGAAAAUUCCAUGGGGAAAAAAAACGUUCUUUUCUUCAACUAUUUCAGCGACUUGACCGUGCCUUUCAAAUGAUUGCAGAUAUUUAGACUGCAGUCAGUUGAGUUUUUGUUUUUUCCUGGAUAACACAUAUACAGUAUUUUUCUUUUUUUUUAUAUAUAUAUUUUUCUGUUGCUCCGCUUACAUAGUGGAAUUUGUAGUAGUUUUUAAUUUCAUGUAAGCCAACCAAAGAACUUGGAGAUCAUCUAAAUGUGUGUUUGUGUGUCAGAAUCUCAACAUCUUAAGACAUAUCAUUCUGUUGCUGCUGCUGUAGUUUCUGUCAGCAAGACAAAACUGGAUUUUUUGGGGGGAGAGUUGGGUUUUAUUUUUUAAUUCCCCAUUCUGUGCAUGAAUAGCAGCUGUGUGUUUUGUUGUUGUUUUUUUUAUUUUUGCUGUUUUCUUUGUGAAGGAUGAUUUGAAACAAGACAAAUGCAUUUUCACACCUCUAGAUGAGAGGAGUUGGCUGGAGACAAAAUGUUGAAUAUACAAGGGAUAAUGGUACUGAUUCAACAACUGUCAAAUACAUAUAUAUAUAUAUAUAUGUGUGUGUAUGUUAGAAAUGGAGAGGGAUGUGUUUUAUGCUCUGAAGAUACCUGUAGAACCUGCAUAUAUCCAAGGGACUUCAAUAUGAACCAGCCUUCACAAAAUUCUGAAUACACAUUGAUUUUGUUUUUUGUUUUCUCUUUUUUAAAUAUAUGUUGAUUUUUUAUUAAUUUUCGAAUUAAAAAUGGAAAAAAAAUAUUUUUGUUAAGAACAAGAAAGUCUUUUGGUUCUUCCUUUUUGUCCUAUGAUUGGUUAUAGAAGAUAAUGUGAAGAAUGAAUCUAAAUGGCAGAUGAAAAUGGAUAGUGUCUGGAUGCUCUAAAGCAAGUUCUGUGCUCUGUACUUCCGCUGUUGUGGAACCAGAAGCCCCAGUAUAUCUGCCAUCCAAUUGUAAGAUGUGCUGCCCCAGAGCAGUUAGAUGGCGUUGUCUCAUAAUACCAGCAUUUUCACCAAACAAAAAAAAUAAU
Molecule: messenger RNA, 3507 nt
Organism: Pseudophryne corroboree (corroboree frog)
Lineage: Eukaryota; Metazoa; Chordata; Amphibia; Anura; Myobatrachidae
Gene: FZD2
Product: frizzled class receptor 2
Exons: 1
Coding region: 561-2219 (552 amino acids)
Biological process (GO): canonical Wnt signaling pathway; non-canonical Wnt signaling pathway
Cellular component (GO): plasma membrane
Molecular function (GO): Wnt-protein binding; Wnt receptor activity
Source: RefSeq, a predicted model, not a curated record